This is a messenger RNA of Vitis riparia (riverbank grape), 929 nucleotides long. RefSeq names its product disease resistance protein RPV1-like. Lineage: Eukaryota; Viridiplantae; Streptophyta; Magnoliopsida; Vitales; Vitaceae. The record is from RefSeq and is a predicted model, not a curated record. Gene Ontology annotation, biological process: signal transduction. The transcript has 2 exons. The coding region runs from base 1 to 663 and encodes 220 amino acids.
AUGAGAAGAGGAGGUGGAGGGCAUUUCUUUGCUAGCCUCACCAUAGGGUGGACUGCAACACCUUCGUGGACCCCUCCUCCUCCAUUAGCGACGAUCUUGGGUGUUGAUCUCUUAUCUCUCUACUUCAUCUCCAUAGUGUCGCCGACGUCGGCGUGGGAGUGGGUGUGGGUUGCAGAGGAAGCUCUCUUCUCUCUCUCUAUUCAUGGGUGGAAGUACGACGUGUUCCUGAGUUUCAGAGGGGAAGACACCGGCAAAAGCUUCACUGACCAUCUUCAUAGAGCUCUGUGUCAAAGAGGAGUCAAGACUUUCAUGGAUGACAAGCUCAGUAGAGGGCAAGAGAUCUCUCCAGCACUUGUAAAAGCAAUCGAAGAGUCCAGAUUCUCCGUCAUCGUUUUCUCUGAAAAUUAUGCUUCUUCAACAUGGUGUCUGGAGGAACUUGUCAAGAUUAUUGACUGCACCAAAGUGAUGGGACAUGCAGCUUUACCAGUUUUCUACAAUGUGGAUCCCUCUCAUGUGAGGAAACAGACAUGGAGUUUUGCACAAGCAUUUGCUAAGCAUGAAGAGGUUUAUAAGGAGCAGAUGGAGAAAGUGAUCAAGUGGAGAGUGGCUUUGACUGAAGCUGCCAAUAUUUCUGGAUGGGAUUCUCGAGAUGGGUAUUUUUAACUGCAAUUUUUUUUUCCUUUGCCUUCUAGGUGUAUGAUGUCAUGAUGCUGAAACUUUAAAGCUUGCAUAGCCAUAUAAAAUUGGAAAUCAUAGGAUGAUCAAUAGAGAGAUUGAUCCAAGAUGAUUGACUUAAACCCAUGUAUGGAUUAAGUUGUAUUUUGCUGCCUGUGACUGAAUGAUGUUUAGAUGAACAUGAUCUCACAUAUGCAAGGAAAUCUCUCCAUGGCUGUGAUCAAAAUUAUGAAGAUGGAAUAACUUGGAUCCAA